UCUCUUUCAAUGCCCUGCACGAUUCAAUCUUUUACUGCUUCAGAUCAAGAACACAACAAUGAAAUCGACAAAUAGGCUUGUUUGAUUGUUCGAGGACCAGAAGUGAUUGGCUGGUUUUAGCGAAGAAAAGACAAGAACAAUUAGGUCAGAUCAUUAUUGUGCUUGUUGAUUUUGAUAUGCGCCAAUGGCAGUGGCGAUGGAAGAGUAAGCUUUAAGUUUCGCCUCUUGGCCUGUGUUCUUCCUCGAUCGCUGAGCGGGCGGAUCGAAAGCGAUGGAUUGGUAGAUCCACCACAAAGGCAUCGCAUCGAGUUGGGAUUUUGCGGUAGGGUUUUUGGGAGAUGAUGGCCAGAAGGUGGGCGGAUGUGCUUCCGAAUUGGUUGGUCGGUGAGGAUGGUGAUGGUAGGAACGGGAAGUGGACGCCGGAGGAAAACAAGCUGUUCGAGGACGCCCUGGCUGAGUUCGACGCCGACGUGCCCGACCGGUGGGAAAAGGUGGCGGCUUUGAUCCCCGGGAAGACGAUCGGCGACGUGGUCAGCCAUUACCGGGAGUUGGUCGACGACGUGAGCGACAUCGAGGCCGGCCGCUUCCCCUGCCCUCUCUUCUCCGGCGCCGCUUCUUCGUCUUUUACCUUGAACUGGGAGAGGCAUUAUGAACCCUACUUCGUCGCCGGCAAGCGAUCCGGUGGCAGAGGAUCCGAUCAGGAGAGGAAGAAAGGAGUUCCCUGGACUGAACAGGAGCACAGGUUGUUUUUGCUUGGCCUAAAGAAGUAUGGCAAAGGCGAUUGGAGAAACAUAUCGCGCAAUUUCGUCGUCACCAGGACCCCUACACAAGUGGCCAGCCACGCGCAAAAGUACUUCAUCCGGCUCAACUCCGGCAGCAAAGACAAGAAGAGGUCGAGCAUACACGACAUCACUACCGUGGACUUGCCCGAUAACACUAGGCCUCCCUCACCAUCAUCUCAGCCAUCUACUACUAUCACCACACCGACUUUGUCGAGCCAAUUCUCUACCGUUGUCGAUUCAGAUCAGCUCGGUGAAGUAGCAAGUCAUCCAUCGAGCAAUCAGUUUGUGCAGACUCAGUUCAGAACACAACCUCAGAGUUCUAAGACUGAAUGAAAUCUGAACUUCCAAAGGCUGAUGAGAAUGCACAUUCAACUUCUACAUCUCGUCUUGUCGCCGAAGAUUAUACUUCUACAUCGAGCAACACUGUCUUGGUGAAUAUGGCUACUAUGGAUUGGUGGUUUUCUUUGUGUGCUAUGAACACAUCUUGUUUAUUUGCUGAUGGAAGAGCCUGCGAAGAGUCAAAGUCUGGUGAAAUCUGGUUAAGAGUCAAGCCAUUGACCAACUUCUUGUCUUUGGAUUCUCUCCUCUAUGUAUCAUCCAUUUCAGUUCAUUGAUGGAAGAAUGCAUUCAUAUUUCAGAAUAUUUCAGAACAA
Zingiber officinale is the source of this 1435-nucleotide messenger RNA. RefSeq names its product transcription factor DIVARICATA-like. NCBI's taxonomy places the organism in Eukaryota, Viridiplantae, Streptophyta, Magnoliopsida, Zingiberales, Zingiberaceae. The coding region runs from base 339 to 1115 and encodes 258 amino acids. Gene Ontology annotation, molecular function: DNA binding. The transcript is spliced from 3 exons. The record is from RefSeq and is a predicted model, not a curated record.